AUACUACCAACAUGGCUCCGAUAGCUCCCAUUUGGAGAUGUUUUCGCUUGCUGGAACAAAGUUACAGAGCCUCGAUUUCUGUAGUUUUCUUUGCUUUUCAUAGCAGGCCUUCUUUUCUGAGGAAAGUGCACGGACUUACUCCGCCGUGUUUUCACGUACAAUCAUCAAGAACGAUAACGUCGACAAUAAUUUUGAGAAAUGAGGACAGCUCAAACCGACUAAAAGUAAAACAGAGUGUGUUACUAGUAGACGAAACAGGAAAAAACCUAGGCGAAACAUCCCUUAAAAAUGCAGCCAACAUUGCACGAGAGAAAUCACUUGAUCUGAUGUGGAUCAACAAACAGAACAAAGCAGCAUUGCCUGUCUACAAGAUGAUACGCAAGAUUGACAUUAAAGCAAAAGCAUUAAAAACGCCUAAAAUAAAGAACAUCGAAGUGAGUGAUAGAAUAGAAUCAAGAGACUUAAGUUUCAGAUUAAAUCAAAUUCAAAGGUGGUUGGAAAAAGGACAUCAAGUGAAAGUCAGUGUGAAAAGCAAGGGAAAAAAUGAAGAGGACAAGUGGAAUAUCAUAAGGAAGGUUGAACAGGAACUAGAGGAGGCUGGAGUUCUUAGUGGAAGACCUACAGAGGAUAGUCCACGGCAAAUUUCUUGCAUCUUUAAGCCUUACAGAGGAUCUAAUGAUGUUUAACACCCAAUUGUGACCCAUGGUUAGUUAAAAAAAAUUAUGAACGACUGAGUUUUAAUAUAACAACAAACCUGUCUGUGUGUAAUCACCACUGUCGUCAUCAUCAUCAUCAUUAUCCUUUCACCACCAGAGUGGAUGGGACAUUCAUGGAGAUUGCCUCCCCAACAUUGGGAAGCCUGGCCACAUGGGGAGUAGUCUUGUUUAGCACUACCAGGGGAGUACCAGUGAGGACAGAUUUUAAAGCGAAAACUAAAUUGAAGAACACAGUGUAAAAAAGAAAACAGGGGCCUACAGUGACACCCAUGUCCAAUUAACCUACAACAAAAUCUUUCACCCUCAUGCAGGAAGAAGGCAGUCUUCUAAACCAUAAUGAAGCUUUAGAUCAAGAAUCUGAGAUGCAGAAAAGUUCUUUGCACUUCCAUGUAUCUGUGUGAUUGCCCCCACCCCCCAUCUCUAUCGCUCGUAGCAGUUAAUACAGUUAAGCGCAGCAUUUUGAGAUCAUUUGAAAAAACAAGUGCAGCAACUCAAGAUUGAUCUAAAACCAAUAAUAAUAAUACUUCUUCCAACAGCCACUAGAAAUAUGCUCAAAUAUGUACUCAGUGGCAGGGCUUUCACUGCUAAAACCAAUGUUAUGAAGCAAACCGUUUUGUGAACAGUAUACUAAGAUUAUAAACUGUAGUUAAAGUACAGCUUAGUGUAGUACAGUUUUCACAUUUGUUCAUUAAGUUCGACGAAGGCUGUUCAAAGCCAACAAAGCUAAUAUCUGUUUGAUGAUUCAGGUUAAAGACUUGAGAACAACUCAUAAGGUUAUUUUCAUGGAAACACCCUAACCCUCACUUAUGGUUUUUUGAGGUACCUGUCAAGUAAAUCCAAUAAAGAAAAUAUGUGUCUUUUUGUUCAUACAUCC
Messenger RNA from Porites lobata, 1590 nucleotides. The record is from the annotation of a GenBank genome assembly. NCBI's taxonomy places the organism in Eukaryota, Metazoa, Cnidaria, Anthozoa, Scleractinia, Poritidae.